AUGGCUUCGCCACAGGAACAGGCUUCACUGUCCGAUCUUGUACGUUUUCAGGCCCAGCAAAUGACGCAGCUGCUUGCUGCCAUAAAUGGACUGGUGACACUACAAACUGCAGCUAGUUCGGCGCCUCCGACGCCACCGCCUGUACCGACGCCGUCGCCGACGGCGCCGCCAUUUCGUGCCUUCACUCCUGACGUAGAACGCUGGCCAAAAUACAUCACCCAGCUCGAGGCACACUUCGCAGCAUACAACAUACCAGAAUUUGAGGCUUCGCGGCCUCCGCCGCCUUGGCCCACGACUCAACCGAUGGCAUCUCCGCCGCUCGCGCCUACGCCGCGGGCGCAUCUGCCGUCGUCGCCGCUGCCAGUCCGGUCACCUGCACCAGACAGGCGCCUCUCGCCGCCGCCACGGCCCCACCUCCGGCCGCCACCGCCGCCAUGUUCCUCCACAGUGCCAGAACCGAUGGACGCUGAGGCUGCCGUCACGCUGCUGCCGCUGCCGUCGCCCAUGGACGUCGUUGCCCCGCCUCCUCAUCCGAGCAUACCCAGUGGCGUUGCGCGGACGUGCGUGCGCCGUCCGCCCACCGAGAAGCCGACAUGUGCCGUCUGUGGCGGUGCACACGUGGCCAGUUAUCGUGGGUGUGAGGUGUGGAAGCGUGCCAUCGCUCGCCAACGUGGCCAAACACCAGCGCCACGUCCGAAAAAGCCAGCAACGAGACGGCCCGGCGUCCCUUUCGUGGCGGCAGCAUCAGGGGCGCCCUCCGCCGUCCCGACAGCGUCUGCCGCUCCUGCUCCCGCAGCAUCCGAGGGCAUGCCGACACCUGAGGCCCUGCGCCUCCCCCACAGCUGCUCGUGGCGGAACCGGGAGCUGCCUUUCCCGGGACGUCGGCCGGACUGCGCCCCGCCAACCGCCGGCGCGGGGGCCAACGCCACGUGGGUACCCAGCACUCGGCACCGUCAGUCGAGCAGCCCCAGGUGGACUCUCACGGCGAAGGAGCCACGCCUCCCCCUUCCAGUGACGGGGCCGCGCCUGCUGCCUCCACCGCUGACCUGGAUAACCUCGUUGCGCAGCUCACUACCCUAG
This is a messenger RNA of Schistocerca americana (American grasshopper), 1080 nucleotides long. Its product is annotated as SH3 domain-containing protein C23A1.17-like. The record is from RefSeq and is a predicted model, not a curated record. Bases 1 to 1080 code for a protein of 359 amino acids. Lineage: Eukaryota; Metazoa; Arthropoda; Insecta; Orthoptera; Acrididae. The transcript is spliced from 3 exons.